UAUACAGCGCAUUGUCAGAGGCCCUCCUGAGCUGAGUCCCUUCCCUUUCCCCCGGUCCAGUGGCGGACGCCCUAGCCAGGCACCACAGGCCACAGCCUGGGCUGCCCCACUGCCCCUGUCGCCGUCGGGCAAGCGCCGUCCAACCUGUGCGUCACCGCCUCCGCCUUCAGUUUCGCCUCCAGCAGGGGCGCCGCGUGGGGUAUUCGGUUCGUCGUCGAGGAGAGAGAGUCACUUCUGCCGAGGGAGCAGGGAUGGAGCCGGUCGUGGGGAUCGUGGUGUCAAACAAGAUGCAGAAGUCGGUGGUGGUUGCGGUGGACCGCCUCUUCCACUAUAAGAUGUACAACCGCUAUGUCAAGCGCACCUCUAAGUUCAUGGCACACGACGAGGCUGACUCCUGCAACAUUGGCGACCGGGUUGUAGGGUGGGGAUUGGGCUCGAGAAGGGCGGCGGCGCUGGGGCGCUGUCGUGACCCUGGCUGGGUCGCGCGCAGGGAGAAGAUUCCAGGAGACUCUGGCUUCAUCUGGGAAGCCAGAAUAAAUUGGUUAGGCUGGACCCUUCUAGGCCCUUGAGCAGAUAUAAGCACUGGGUUGUUGCUGAAAUUCUUCGCAGAGCUAAGGUAUAUGUUCCACCAGCUGCAACAGCGUCCAGUCAGUCCAGUGAACAUAAUAGCAAAUCUCAAAAGGCUGGUGUUGCUACCAAAUGAUCCAUAUGCAGUUACUCAAGCAAGAUGCAGCUAUGGCUUUUUUUCUUCUUCUGUAUGUUUGUUUGGAAUGUGGAUGCCAUGUUUAGCCAUGGAAGAAAAAAUAGCACGCAGCCACCAUCUUCGCUUAAUUUAGUUUGUUCUCCUGUGGUGUCCUCCCUUUAAUGGUAGCCAUCGAGGAUAUAAUUACCAUAUUCAACAAGACCAGUGGAUACUAUAUCGGCAGUUGUCUUUGUAUUUGCAUGCA
Molecule: messenger RNA, 947 nt
Organism: Zea mays
Lineage: Eukaryota; Viridiplantae; Streptophyta; Magnoliopsida; Poales; Poaceae
Product: 30S ribosomal protein S17, chloroplastic
Exons: 3
Coding region: 252-569 (105 amino acids)
Biological process (GO): translation
Cellular component (GO): ribosome
Molecular function (GO): structural constituent of ribosome
Source: RefSeq, a predicted model, not a curated record